This is a messenger RNA of Suillus bovinus, 933 nucleotides long. RefSeq lists its product as uncharacterized. Lineage: Eukaryota; Fungi; Basidiomycota; Agaricomycetes; Boletales; Suillaceae. Bases 161 to 451 code for a protein of 96 amino acids. The transcript is spliced from 3 exons. The record is from RefSeq and is a predicted model, not a curated record. Gene Ontology annotation, molecular function: structural constituent of ribosome. Gene Ontology annotation, cellular component: ribosome; mitochondrion. Gene Ontology annotation, biological process: translation.
CCGCAGUCGUGUUUUCACAGAAAGGUAGCCUCCCGCCGCCAAUAGUAUCUCAUCCUUAGUAAUUGUGCCCGCCCUGAGGCCUGAUGUUUCCCACGCUGUAAAGAGUUCAAACAGACGGCUGCACGGCGUCGCAAACUCAAACUUAUUAUAUUUGCCUACCAUGCCUCCCAUGGCAUUGACCGGAAUCGUCACUAAAGCCGGCUGCAUGCGCAAGACAGCCACUGUGACUGUUUCACGCCAUGUCAUCCACAAAUUAACAGGAAAACGCAUCGAACGAAGCAAAAAGAUCCUAACACAUGAUGAACAAGAAGUCCUCCGAUUGAACGAUACCGUGUUAAUACGAAACUGCCCUCCAAUAUCCGCGCGGAAGCGCUUUAAGCUGGAAAAGAUCUUGAAGAGUCCAGAGACAGAGCGGGAUUUGGCACAUAUGCAGGCUGCACAGCAGUCGUAGGGAUGUGGUGGCAGUGAAUUAAUGUGUACGUCUGCUCGCUCGCACGGACGAACUCGCUCGCCCAACGUAGUCGUGUUCCGUGAUUUUGGACCUAGUUUUCUAUGGACCAAUUUCUGGUUGACCAAAACCUCCAGAGUCUGCAUGGCAUUCUAGACCGCGUUUCGAGUCCUUGUUUAUACUCGUCAUGUAGAGGCACUCAUUCAAUAAGCAUUCGUUUCAAAUAUAUGUGCUACUGACAUGCUUUUGACUGAUCCAGCGUUUGUGCCCAAAUGAUGCAAAGCUUCACGUCUAGAGAGCCCUUGUUUCGAGGGCUCGGUGACAUCAAGGCUGGGUUACUCGAGCUGGUACACUUCACACAUGGGAAGGAACCGCUUCUGGGCCUGGUCAAGAACGGAAAGCUGAUGGGCUAUCAAUAUAACGUAUAUGAUAGGGUUUAUAUUUAUGCAGUAGUAACAUGUUUGUAACCAUGAUAUACUCCAGCA